Molecule: messenger RNA, 967 nt
Organism: Nannospalax galili (Upper Galilee mountains blind mole rat)
Lineage: Eukaryota; Metazoa; Chordata; Mammalia; Rodentia; Spalacidae
Gene: Ndufs3
Product: NADH:ubiquinone oxidoreductase core subunit S3
Exons: 7
Coding region: 99-890 (263 amino acids)
Molecular function (GO): NADH dehydrogenase (ubiquinone) activity
Source: RefSeq, a predicted model, not a curated record
GAAGAAGAUUCGUUACACACUUCCGCUUCCGGUCCGUGCCCUUGAGGCUCCGUGUCCUGUGGGUUCUCCCUCGGCCACCUGGUGGGCAUCCUGGGAACAUGGCGGCUUCCGCGACCAGGGUCUGGUGGCGUGGGCUCUUGGGGGCCGCAUCUGUAGCCAGGGGCGCUGGGCGACCCUCGGUGCUGUUGCAAAGGGUGAGGAGGGAGAGCACUGCGGCUGACAAGCGCCCCACUGUAAGACCACAGAAUAAUGUGGACCACAAGCAGUUGUCAGUGUUUGGCGAGUAUGUGGCCGAAAUCCUACCAAAAUAUGUCCAACAAGUUCAGGUGACCUGCUUCAAUGAGUUAGAAAUAUGUAUCCAUCCUGAUGGAGUCAUCCCAGUGUUGACUUUCCUCAAGGAUCACACCAAUGCACAAUUCAAGUCAUUGUCUGACUUGACAGCAGUGGAUGUCCCAACUCGGCAGAACCGUUUUGAGAUCAUCUACAACCUGUUGUCUCUGCGCUUCAACUCUCGGAUCCGUGUGAAGACUUAUACAGAUGAGCUGACGCCCAUUGAAUCCAUAGUGUCUGUGCAUAAGGCGGCCAACUGGUAUGAGAGAGAGAUCUGGGAUAUGUUUGGAGUUUUCUUUGCUAACCAUCCUGACUUAAGAAGAAUCCUGACAGAUUAUGGCUUCGAAGGACAUCCUUUCCGGAAAGACUUUCCUCUCUCUGGCUAUGUUGAGCUACGCUAUGACGAUGAGGUGAAGCGAGUGGUAGCUGAACCAGUGGAGUUGGCACAGGAGUUCCGAAAGUUUGACCUGAACAGCCCCUGGGAGGCUUUCCCUGCCUAUCGUCAGCCCCCUGAGCUUCUCAAGCUUGAAGCUGGAGAUAAGAAGCCUGAAGCCAAAUAGCUUCAAAGGGAAUGUGAACCUUAGAGAAGGCCUUAUCUAUGAUUGUCUGUGUAAAUAAACUCCUACUUAGACUCAUA